Molecule: messenger RNA, 825 nt
Organism: Verticillium dahliae VdLs.17
Lineage: Eukaryota; Fungi; Ascomycota; Sordariomycetes; Glomerellales; Plectosphaerellaceae
Exons: 2
Coding region: 1-825 (274 amino acids)
Source: RefSeq, a predicted model, not a curated record
AUGGCCCCCUCCUCCAAAUCGCCCGACCUCAAACCUCUGUUCCCCUCCUAUCUCCUUCCCGCAUUCAAGCUGCCCUUUACCCGCCGUCCUCGCCAGCCGAGCACAUCCAACACCUCCGACGUCCCCUCGCUCAGCAGCUCGCCAACGUCCUCCGCCCCAAGCUCAGCAGCCGGCUCGCCGCCCUCCUCGCUGCCCGAGCGCUUCGGCCCCAGCAACACCAUCAGCAGCAGCACGGCCGCCAGCAGCAGCACAGCGAGGCGCCUCUCCCGCACAAACCCCGACACCCUCCGCUGCUCCACCUGCGCCUCCGACAUUGCCUUUGCCGCCCAGAUCGUCAGCAAGGGCUUCGCCUUCCCGCCCUCGACCUCCUCAACGUCGGCGUCGGCCGCUCGGAGAACCGCCAGCUCGUUCACGGGCUGGCACGUCGUCGCCGACAUUACCUGCGCCGUGUGCCACGCCAGGCUCGGCUGGAAGUACGUAGACGCCCGCGAGGAGGCGCAGAAGUACAAGGUCGGCAAGUUCAUCCUCGAGACGGAGCGCGUCGUCGGCUUCCGACGCUGGGAGGACGUGCCUGACGAUGUCGACCUUGUCGUCGCGGACGGGCAGCUUGCGGAGCCUGCGUCCCGGCCUCGGUCCACGCGUGCUAAAGGCGACAACAACGAUGACGACGACGACGACGACGACGGGCAGAAGAAGGGCGUGAAUCCCGAUGACGUCGUUUUCGACUCGGACGAUGAGGAUGAGUGCGAGGAUAUCUUUGCCGGCACGUGGGAUCCUGUUGCUGUGGCUGAGAGGAGGGGCCGCAAGGCAUCCGCCGCCAAGUGA